AUUGGAGGGCGUGACGCAGUUACAGGCGAGCGCAGAUGUUGACGACCAGUGUGUAAGAUGCGGCUCGCGCGACCGGUGCAGACGUUCUCCAGGGCCGUGCGCCAGACUUGGAAGCACCCCCGUGUGCUCCCCAAGGCCGCCCUCAGUAGACUACUCUGCUCUUCUGUCCAACACCCUGUGCCUCUGCCUCUCGCGACCUCCACGGCGCUCCCGGAGAUAACCGAUGCCUUCCCCGGACUCCAGACACACGAGGACAUUCACAGGUUCUCCGUAGAACAGCCCGAAGAGUUCUGGGGUCGCCUGGGCCGCUCUCGCCUUGAGUGGCAGAAGGACUUUAGCGCCGUCACUGACCACGACUUCGACCAACAUGUGUUCCGAUGGUUCCCAGAUGGCCAGCUCAACGUGUCGGUCAACUGCGUGGACAGACACGCCCGUAUCCACCCGGACCGCGUGGCCCUUCUGUGGGAGCAGGACGAGCCGGGCCACACGCAGAAGGUGACGUACAGGGAACUGCAGGAGCUAGUAUGCCGUCUGGCGAACGUCCUGCAGGAUAGCGGUGUCGGGCGAGGGGACCGCGUGGCCAUAUACCUCCCCGUGUCUCCCCUCGCCGUCGCCUCCAUGCUCGCCUGCGCCAGGAUCGGGGCCGUCCACUCCGUCGUCUUCGCGGGCUUCUCUGCCGACGCCCUCGCCUCCAGGAUCCAGGACGCUGGUGCAGAGACAGUCAUAACAGCUGACCAGUCGGUGCGCGGAGGAAAAACAAUCCACCUGAAAAAGGUGGUUGACGCCGCUGUCGCCAAGUGUCCCUCCGUCAGGCACGUCUUCGUCGGCACUCGCACGGGCGGCGAGGUGCACAAGGGCGCGAAGGACGUGCAUUUAGAUCAGGCCAUGCGAGGCGCGUCCACCGAGUGCGCCCCCGCCCUCCAGAAUGCCGAGGACUUGCUGUUCCUCCUGUACACCUCCGGCAGUACAGGCUCUCCCAAGGGCGUCGCUCACUCCACGGCCGGAUACCUGCUCUACGCCGCCGUCACCCACAAGCACGUGUUCGAUUACCAAGACGGGGACGUGUUCGGAUGCGUGGCCGACAUCGGCUGGAUCACGGGGCAUUCGUACGUGGUUUACGGACCGCUGGCCAACGGCGCCACCACGGUCCUCUUCGAAAGCACGCCUAAUUAUCCGGAUCCAGGCAGAUACUGGGACACAAUUCAGCGCCUGGGCAUCACCCACUUCUACUGCGCCCCGACGGCACUGCGUCUCCUUCUGCGCCACGGCGACGCGUGGCCACAGCAGUACGACCUGUCCUCUCUGCGCGUCCUCGGCUCCGUCGGCGAGCCCAUCAACCAUGAGGCCUGGCACUGGUUCAACGACGUCGUGGGCGGGAGGCGCUGCGAGCUUGUCGACACCUGGUGGCAGACAGAGACUGGCGGCGUCAUGCUCAGCCCGCGCCCCUCGGCCCCCGGCGCUGCCAUCAAGCCCGGCAUGCCCAUGAGACCCAUGUUCGGCAUCAAGCCUGUUCUCUGCGACACCGACGGGAGCGCCGUGGAGGGCAUGGGCGUGAACGGGGCGCUGUGCGUGGGCUCCGUGUGGCCGGGCAUCUCGCGGACCGUGUACGGCGACCACCGCCGCUACGUCGACACGUACUUCGCUCCCUUCCCGGGCUACUACUUCUCGGGCGACGGGGCGCUGAGGGACGAGGACGGCCACUACCAAAUCACGGGGCGAAUGGAUGACGUCAUCAACGUGACAGGGCACCGCCUGGGCACAGCGGAGGUGGAGGAUGCCAUCACGGAACACCCAGAGGUCGCCGAGAGUGCCGUCGUUGGCUUCCCGCAUGAUGUCAAGGGCGAGGGAGUCUUCGCCUUCAUUGUCCUGAAGGAGGACGUCCAGUCAUCCGAGGAGGAGAUCGUAGCUGAUCUCAGGAAGACGGUCAGAUCAACCAUUGCUGGAUAUGCUGUACCUGAUGUUAUAUUGGUGUGCCCCGGCCUGCCCAAGACCCGCUCAGGCAAGAUCAUGCGACGGAUCCUGAGGAAGGUGGCGGCGGGGCAGCUGGAGGAGAUGGGCGACACAUCCACUCUCGCCGACCCCUCCGUCGUCCAGGCCAUCGUCAGCGCCCACGAGUCUCUCAACGCGCCCUAACACACCGGCCAUCAUCCCGCGCUUCUUUGUCCUUAACAAUUCCCUUUUCUUAUCACGUCCCUCCCCACCCCCCUCUUCCCCUCGUUCUUAUCAACACGGCGUUAUCUCUUCGUGUUCUUUAGUUUUCCGUCGUUACAAGCAGACGAACUCUUCACCUACGAUGAGCUAUCAGUUGUUCUAGACGUUUCUUAUCGUGCUAUCGACUUCUGUCUGAAGAGGAUGUUUGCAGAGAGAGAGAGGGGGAGAAAAAAAGAGAGAGAGAGAGAGAAA
Penaeus indicus is the source of this 2403-nucleotide messenger RNA. RefSeq names its product acetyl-coenzyme A synthetase 2-like, mitochondrial. The coding region runs from base 58 to 2133 and encodes 691 amino acids. Gene Ontology annotation, cellular component: mitochondrion. Gene Ontology annotation, molecular function: acetyl-CoA synthetase activity; AMP binding. NCBI's taxonomy places the organism in Eukaryota, Metazoa, Arthropoda, Malacostraca, Decapoda, Penaeidae. The record is from RefSeq and is a predicted model, not a curated record. The transcript is spliced from 12 exons.